Epinephelus lanceolatus (giant grouper) is the source of this 1837-nucleotide messenger RNA. RefSeq names its product intraflagellar transport 52 homolog (Chlamydomonas) (gene ift52). The record is from RefSeq and is a predicted model, not a curated record. Gene Ontology annotation, cellular component: cilium; centriole; intraciliary transport particle B. NCBI's taxonomy places the organism in Eukaryota, Metazoa, Chordata, Actinopteri, Perciformes, Serranidae. Gene Ontology annotation, biological process: intraciliary transport; cilium assembly.
AUGCAUCACUGCUAGAAGAGCUGUAAGGUAACUCGGGCAACGCUUUUUCAUUAACUCUAUUUUACUGUAUGGAUAGGAAAAAACUCGUUCGUGGCAAACGGUGAACGCCAAUUUAAGGUGUAUGGAUGCACAUAAGAGGCAAGUUUGAUGAGUGAAUCCGAUAAAGAAUGGAGAGGGAACAGCACAACAUUGUCGUCUUCAAUUCGUCGAAAAGAGAGCUGUUUACCACGAACAAUGGAUACAAGUCCAUGCACAAAAGACUACGAGCUCAAUGGAAAAUCCAAAGCAUGAAGGAAGAGCUGUCUUUGGAGAAGCUGAAGGGUGUCAAAUUGUGGAUAACUGCAGGCCCAAGGGAGAAGUUCACGGCAUCAGAGCUUGAGGUACUGAAGCACUACCUGGACGGAGGAGGAAAUGUCCUGGUCAUGCUCGGUGAAGGAGGAGAAAUGAGAUAUGACACCAAUAUCAACUUUCUUCUGGAGGAGUUUGGAAUAAUGGUCAACAAUGAUGCUGUUGUGAGGAAUGUGUAUUACAAAUACUUCCAUCCUAAGGAGGCACUUGUGUCCAAUGGUGUAUUGAACAGAGAGAUAAGUCGGGCUGCUGGCAAAGUGGUCACAGGAAUUAUUGAUGAUGAAAAUGUUGGAAACAAUGCACAGGCACUCACAUUUGUGUACCCAUAUGGAGCCACACUGAGUGUAAUGAAGCCUGCUGUGGCUGUUCUUUCAACUGGCUCCGUCUGCUUCCCCCUCAACAGGCCAGUCCUGGCCUUCCAUCAAGGAAAGGAGGCUGGCAAGCUGGUAGUGUUGGGUUCCUGCCACAUGUUCAGUGAUCAAUACAUAGACAAAGAGGAGAACAGUAAAAUCAUGGAUGUCGUGCUUCAGUGGCUCAUGGCUGAUAAUAUUCAGCUGAAUCAGAUUGAUGCAGAAGACCCAGAGAUCACAGAUUACACCAUGUUGCCAGACACAGGGUGCCUGUCGGAACAGCUCAGAGUGUGCUUACAAGAGGGUGAUGAAAACCCCAGGGACUUCACCUCUUUAUUCGACAUGUCAUUGUUCAAUUUAUCAACUGACACUUUACCCCAAGUCAUCAGCGCUUACAAGCAACUCAAUGUCAAAGAUGAACCACUUCAGUUGAUCACACCACAGUUUGAGACGCCUCUGCCUCAGCUCCAACCUGCUGUCUUUCCACCAGCCUUAAGUGAUCUGCCUCCUCCCAUGCUGGACCUGUUCGAUCUAGAUGAGACAUUCUCUUCUGAGAAAGUGCGCCUGGCACAGCUCACUAAUAAAUGUACAGACGAUGAUCUUGAAUUCUACGUGCGUAAAUGUGGUGAAAUUCUGGGGGUGACUCCAAAGUUGGAUAAAGAUCAGAGGGAUGCCAAGCACAUCUUGGAGCACAUUUUCUUUCAGGUUGUAGAGUUCAAGAAACUCAAUCAGGAGCAUGAUGCUGAUGCAGAAGCACCAUUCACUCUGAUGUGAUUGGAUUCAAGAAACAUGUUAGCAUUUUCAUCUGUCUUUUCAAUAUACUGAAGCUAAGCAGAUGUAAGUAUAUUCCGUCAGAAAAGGAGAAUGUAAAAAGGGACCAUUACAGCUGUCAUGGAAGAUGCAGUAUCAGCAUGGGUACUGUUUGUUUAACAAACUGUAUAUACAAGAGAUGUGUUUUUAUAUCUUUCUAGAAUUCAUUUUGGAAGAAGAAAAUGUACAAUACACUUAAGCAAAUAGUCAGAUACUUUUAUUUAAAUAUUUAAGCAAACUUUGUUAAAAGUGUAGAGCUCUCUGCAGGAAUCUUCACACAUGCAUCCUGUUAAAAAAAAACAAAAAAAAACAAAAAAAAAAAACAAAAA